UUUCCUCUUUCUUAUCCAUCUCUUGGUAGCUGCCAGGCUGUGGCCUGGAGCAUGGGCAGCAGUGGAUAGACAAGAGUCAGAACCAGCCUGAAGACAGCCAGGCCCCCUCCCAGCCCCAGGAUCUCCCAGGAGAAGUCUAGGGGAAAUCAGCAACAGGUAGUGGAUGGUCAAAGCACAGCCUAGGAACAUUCAGGCCUUGCCUAAGAAGAAAGCAUGGAGCAGGAGGGAGUGGCCACUGGCAUCUGCCGAGUUAUGGCUCAGGAACCUGUGUCAUUCAAAGAUGUGGCUGUGGCCUUCAGCCAGGAGGAAUGGGGAUUCCUGGACACCUCUCAGAAGAAGCUGUACAAGGAAGUGAUGCUGGAGAACUAUAGGAACCUGGUGUUCCUGGGGCUUCCAGUUUGCAAAGCAGAUGUGAUCUCCCAGUUGGAGCAGGGGGAAGCCCCAUGGAUGCUGGAGAGAGAAGGCCCAGGAGUGUCCAUUACAGAUUGGGAGCCGAGGCCUAAAAUAAUUUCUCCAGAAGAAUCAUCCUGGAAGAAUGUCUUCAGCGACAGGCCUUGGACGUUUGAGUUGGGAGAAGCCUGGGCUUGUGAUGUCAAGUCAGGCAAGAAGCAAGGCAGCCAGGAGAGUCCUUCCAAGAAAUUAGCCGUUAGCCCCAGGAAGACCAUAAGUAGAGGAAGAGGCCAGCAAUAUAAUACAUUUGGAAGGAGCUUCAGUCGGGGGUCAGGCCUUUCUCUCCAAGGGAGCAUUCCUGCAGGUGACAGUCAUGAUGCAGGUGAUACACAUGGCCAGAUCUUCCAAGCAUAUUCAGACCUAACUCAGCAUACUAAGGGGAUUCCCAGGAAAGAACAUGCCAGGGAUGCUGAACAUGAGCAACACUUUCAUUAUCAGCCGGAUCAUACUCGGCAUUAUGGCAAACAUACAGGAGUGGAAGUUUAUGACUAUAACCAAUGUGAGAUAGCCUUCGGCUGGGGCACAGACCUUACUGGACACUCCCAACUUCAUCCUGAAGAUAGCCAAUGUGGGAAGACCUUCGGGCAGAAUGCAAAACUCAUUUAUCAUCAGAAAGUUCAUCAUGGAAACAAACAUUAUGCAAGGAAUGAAUAUGGGAAAGCUUCCCUGGAUCACUCCUCACUUCUUGCCCAUCAGAAAAUUCAUACCAGAGAGAAGCCUUAUGAAUGUAAUGAAUGUGGGAAGGCCUUUAGCCAGAGCUCAGAACUCAUUAGACAUCAAAAAAUCCAUACUGGAGAGAAACCUUAUGAAUGUAGUGAGUGUGGGAAAGCCUUUGUCUGGAACUCAGAACUUAUCAGACAUCAAAUAAUUCACACUGGAGAGAAGCCUUAUAUAUGCAGUGAAUGUGGGAAGGCUUUCACCCAGAGUUCAUCUCUUACUUUACAUCAGAGGAUUCACACUGGAGAGAAACCUUAUAAAUGUGACGAAUGUGGCAAGGCCUUCACCCGUAGUUCAUCUCUUACUGUACAUCACAGUACUCAUACUAGAGAGAAACCUUAUGAGUGUAAUCAUUGCGGGAAGACUUUUAGCUGGAAUUCAGAACUUAUUAGGCACCAAAUAAUUCAUACUGGAGAGAAGCCUUAUAAAUGUGACGAAUGUGGGAAAGCCUUCACCCAGAACUCAUCCCUUGUUUUACAUAAACGAAUUCAUAGCAGAGAAAAACCUCAUGAAUGUAAUGAGUGCGGUAAAGCCUUCAUCCAACACACAGCCCUUAUUUGCCACCGGAGAAUCCACACUGGAGAGAAGCCUUAUAAAUGUAAUGAAUGUUGGAAGGCUUUCAGUCAGAGUGGACACCUUACUGUACAUAAGAGAAUUCAUAACAGAGAAAAGUCACACGAGUGGAGUGGAUAUAGUAAAGCCCUCAUCCAACACUCCCCUCUUCUUUACCAUCAGAGAAUUCACACUGGCGAGAAAGCCUAUGAAUGCAAUGAAUUUGGAAAGGUCUUCAGUCAGGACACAGAAACUAUCAAUCAUCAGAAAAUGCAUCCCGGAGAGACAUUUUUAUACAUGUAAUGAAUAUGGGAAGACCUUUAUCUGGAGCUCAUUUCUUAUAGUUCUUGGGAUCAUUCAGACCACAUAAAAACUUUAUAAAUGUGGUAAGCAUGGGCAGGUCUUUGGAUGCAGCAGAGCCCCUAUCUAUCUGUUCAGAAUGGAAUGAAGCCUUGUAAAUGUAGUGAAUGUGGGAAGGCCUUCUGCCAGAGCUCAUCCCUUACUCAAUGUCAGAGAAUUCAUCCUACAGAGAAACCUUAUGAAUAGAAUUAACGUGGGAAGGCCUGCACCAAAGGCUCAGGAUUUAUUAGACAUAAGAAAAUUCCUUCUGGAGAAGAAGCCUUAUAAAUAAUAAUAUUAACUAACAUCUAUGUAGCACUUUAUGGAUGUGUCAAAGUGCUUUACAAAUAUCGUAUCAUUUGAUCCUCACAACAAACCUAGGAGGUCGGUGCUAUUAUCAUCCCCACUUUUUUUAGAUGAAGAAGAGGAGACUAGGAGAAAUUAGUGAUUUCCCCAGGGCACACAGCUAGGAAGUAUCUGACACUGAAUUUGAACCCAUGUCCUCUUGACUCUGGGUCCAGUUCUCCAUCUGUGGAAUGGGUGGAAUGGAAAAAAUAUUCCAUAGACAUUAAAUGCUCUAUUUAUAUAAGCCAUUGUGCUAACUACUGGGCAUAGGAAGACAAAAAUUAAGCAAUCGCUGUUCUCAAAGAUCCCACUUUCUUCAGCUAAUAUGUGCAAUUUUUAGGUGAAGGAAAGCCUAUAAAUGUGACAAAUGUGGCCAAAAAACCAGUGCUUUCAUCUUCUUGUUCCUGGAGAAAUCCUGCUUGAGUGGAACCUCAUGGAAGUGACACAUUUGGAAAGGCUUUAGUCUGGUGCCUUCUCCUCACCAUCAGAAAAGUCAGACAGAUCUGAAGCUUUUUCAUGGUUGUAUAAAAGACCACUGAUCAAGCCUCACCGAGGGUUACAGAGCCUGCCUGAUUACAGGAAUGCCGAAAUAGUGGGAAGGAAGAUGGCUAUUAAGGGGAAAGUUACUGUUCAUGAUCAGAGAGUGACUAUAACUGAGGAGGUGAUAUUCUAAAACCAAAAGUCAUUUCAUACCAUCUUGAUCCUGGUUGAAAGAUCAGGUAACGGGGCAGCUAGGUGGCGCAGUGGAUAGAGCACCGGCCCUGGAUUCAGGAGGACCUGAGUUCAAAUCCGGCCUCAGAAACUUAACACUUACUAGCUGUGUGACCCUGGGCAAGUCACUUAACCCCAAUUGCCUCACCAAAAAAAAAAAAAAAGAAAGAAAGGAAGAAAGAUCAGGUAACAGACAACAUUCCAUCCCCUUGUCAAGUUUCUAAGUAGUAACAGGUUCAACCCUCAAUAUGAACAGACUUCUUAAUAUGACAUUCUGAAUGGUCUAUAAUGGCAGUCCCCACUGGUCCCCAAAUGGUCCUUUAGAUCUAUAACCAUGUCAUCAUCUUAUUUUUGAGCAGCUCCACCUUUGGGAAUUUUCUCCUGGCACUGUCAUCUACAAUCAACCCCUACAAUUCACAUCAUCUCCACAUUUGUGUUCCAUGCCCUCCAUAGCUAUCGUGGAAGGGAAGGUCUCUCCCUCAUUCCUCUUAUGUUCCAUUUCCCCAGAAUUCAAAGGCACAUACAAAAAUAUGAGAGUAGAAGCCCUUUAUAAACACCAGUAGCUCCAAGCAGGCACAAUAAACAACCAGACCUCUGAUUCAUUGGUGUAGGGAUGGGGUCACAAAGAGUCAGAUAAAACUGAAUGAGUGAUCAACAACAAAGGGAUUUCCCCAUAAGCAGCUUCCUCUUGCAAUACAGAUCAGAACCUUCUGUCCAAAUCAGAGUCUCUUGGAGUUUCCUGGGGUACCUGGUAGUUAAAUGACUUAGAGUCACAUAACCACUAUAUGUCAGAGGUAGGACUUGAACUCAGAUCCUCUUCACUUUGAGGCCAGCUAUCCAUCUACUAUGCCAGAAGCUCUUAACCUUUUUGUGUUGUGGAUCCCAGAGAUAUGCUGGUGAGUGUUUAACAACCAUCUCUCCAAAAAAGAAAACUUAUAAGACAGAUUGAAGUUUAAUGUGCAUUAUUAACAUUUUCUGUUUUAUUAAAUCUAGACAAUCAGUGAAAUAAACCAACUCUUUAUUUGUAGUGAUUCUGAGGUAUAAAUGCUCACACUGAAAUUUUUAUUCCAUUUUUUUCAAUUACAUGUAAACAAAAAAAUUUUAACAUUGGGGUUUUUUUGAA
Messenger RNA from Dromiciops gliroides (monito del monte), 4237 nucleotides. Its product is annotated as zinc finger protein OZF-like. The record is from RefSeq and is a predicted model, not a curated record. NCBI's taxonomy places the organism in Eukaryota, Metazoa, Chordata, Mammalia, Microbiotheria, Microbiotheriidae. Gene Ontology annotation, biological process: regulation of DNA-templated transcription. The coding region runs from base 214 to 2022 and encodes 602 amino acids. Gene Ontology annotation, molecular function: RNA polymerase II cis-regulatory region sequence-specific DNA binding; DNA-binding transcription factor activity, RNA polymerase II-specific. The transcript is spliced from 6 exons.